CGUAAUCGGUGUAUUUAAAUGGUCCAAGGUGGUAACACACCUUCAAUGACAAUGCCAUCUGUCAAAAACCUGUCAGACAGGCCGAGUAUAUGGCAGAGAGGACGGUAAAAUAAUCUAGCUAGGACAGCUCAUUGAAGUCGUGUAGCUAGCUAACUCUAUUCUAACGGCCACAGAUACAUAUAUAUUAGCUAGCAAGUUUAUAUCACAUUUGCCUAGCUAGGACUAGACAGAAUCUUGACUUUAGCCAGCUACAGUAUAGGUAGGCGACGUAGCUAGCUGACUAGCUUCAGUAGUUAGCUGGCUUCCCGCGCUAGUCGUGUAAUUUACGUGUUGCAUCAAGCAGUGUCGGUGUCAAAAAGUAGCUAAUAAUAGUUACUUGACAGAUCACUGCACCCUGAAUCGCAAACUUGUGCUGAAGACUGGUGAUGGACUUUCUUGCUGGCUGCAUUGGAGGUGCUGCCGGAGUCUUAGUAGGACACCCUUUUGACACGGUUAAGAAAGUCUUACAGUGUUAGUAGAUACUUCUUCACAACAGUACACUGUAGUGAGACUACAGGUCCAGAAUGUGGACAAGCCUCUUUACCGCGGGACCUACCACUGUUUCCAGUCCAUCGUACGGCAGGAGUCAAUGUUUGGGCUGUACAAAGGCAUCGGCUCCCCCAUGAUGGGCUUAACCUUUGUCAAUGCCAUAGUGUUUGGAGUGCAGGGCAACACCAUGCGUUACCUGGGCCAUGACACCCCUAUGAACCAGUUUCUGGCUGGGGCCGCAGCUGGGGCAAUACAGUGUGUCGUCUGCUGCCCCAUGGAGUUGGCCAAGACACGCAUGCAGAUGCAAGGCACCGGGGAGAAGAAGUCCAAGAGGAAGCUGUACAAGAACUCCCUGGACUGUCUAGCACAUAUCUACAAGCGGGAGGGGCUGCUGGGCGUGAACCGCGGCAUGGUCACCACGUUGAUCCGAGAGACCCCCUGCUUUGGAGUCUACUUCCUGACCUACGACAUCCUAACCCGCUCCAUUGGCUGCGAGCCCGGCGACCGUUACAUGAUCCCCAAGCUGCUCUUUGCUGGCGGGAUGUCCGGGGUCACCUGCUGGCUGUCCACCUAUCCUGUGGAUGUGAUUAAGUCCCGCCUCCAGGCAGACGGGGUGGGCGGAGUCUACCAGUACAGCAGCAUCGCUGACUGCGUGCGGCAGAGUGUGAAGAGGGAGGGGCUCAUAGUGUUCACGCGAGGUCUCACCUCCACCCUGCUCAGGGCGUUUCCCGUCAAUGCUGUCACCUUUGCCACAGUCACUCUGGUGCUGAUGUACGCACGGGGGGUGGAGGGGCCAAAGGACAGUGAACCCGCGACCCCCGUCACUGCUCACCACACACAGCUGCAGCAGCAGGACCAAGCCUCCAGCCUGUGACCUGAGUCUGGAGGUGUUACACCCACCUGAGCUGCUCUAUGGUGGGGUGGGGGAGGGAGGGAAACCCAUAGGGCCAAAUGCACUUUGAAUCUGAGUAUGGAAGCACAUAUACAUACAGCUGAAUCAGGAGUCUAUCUAUAGAUAUGCAGUGUCUCCACUUGACUUGUAAAUAUAAUUUACUCAAAGCACUGAUAUCGUUGGAAGAUGAGAGAAAGAAAGAAAAUUGAAUGUAGUGAGACAGAUGCUGAACCCAAAGCUUGAUAUGCUUCUAAUAUUUCUUCUGAAAACCAAAAUAGUUAUGGUUAGGUCACUGGUACAAUCACAAGUCCACUAACUAGGACUGUAAAUCCAAUCAAAUUUUAUGUUUCACAUACUUUGUAGACAACCAGUGAAAUGCUUACUUACUACGGGUCCUUUUCCCAACAAUGCAGAGCUAAAGAUAAGAUAUCUUUUUUGAAUAAAAAUAGGGACGUGGGGAUUAAAUACACAGUAAAUAAGAAUAAUGAUUCAAAAUAACAUGGCAGUAUACAAACGAUGUGCAGGGGUACUAGGUAAUUGAGGUACAGCUGAAGUCGGAAGUUUACAUAGACCUUAGCCAAAUACGUUUAAACUCAGUUUUUCACAAUUCCUGACA
Oncorhynchus tshawytscha (Chinook salmon) is the source of this 2036-nucleotide messenger RNA. RefSeq names its product mitochondrial basic amino acids transporter. Gene Ontology annotation, cellular component: mitochondrion. Bases 629 to 1402 code for a protein of 257 amino acids. The record is from RefSeq and is a predicted model, not a curated record. Gene Ontology annotation, molecular function: high-affinity L-arginine transmembrane transporter activity. Gene Ontology annotation, biological process: mitochondrial L-ornithine transmembrane transport. The transcript is spliced from 6 exons. Lineage: Eukaryota; Metazoa; Chordata; Actinopteri; Salmoniformes; Salmonidae.